AUGGCACUCACGGCAGAGCAAAUCGCCAUCGUCAAGUCGACGGCGCCCGUCGUCAAGCAGCACGGGCGCACCAUCACCACCACCUUUUACGAGUCCAUGCUCAGCGCGCACCCGGAGCUGCACAACAUCUUCUCGGUGCGCAACCAGCACACGGGCGCCCAGCAGACGGCGCUCGCCAACGCCGUCUUCGCCUACGCGGCGCACAUCGACAACCUGGGGGCCCUGGGGGCGGCAGUGGAGCGCAUCGCCCACAAGCACACGGCGCUCUUCGUCAAGCCGGAGCAGUACGCCAUCGUGGGCGAGCACCUGGUGGGCGCGUUUGCGACGGUGCUCGGGGACGCGCUGACCGACGAGGUCAAGGAGGCGUGGGUGGCGGCGUACGGGCAGCUGGCCGACGUCUUCAUCCAGCGAGAGAAGCAAAUGUACGAGGCGUCGGGGGACGAGUGGCAGUCGUGGCGCAAGUUCGUCGUGGCCCGGCGCGUCGCCGAGUCGGACGACGUCGUCAGCCUGUACCUGCGGCCGCGGGACGGAACGCCGCUGCGCAGCUUCAAGGCCGGCCAGUACGUCAGCGUGCAGGUGCCCGUGGCCGAGCUCGGGGGCGUGCUUCAGAGCCGGCAGUUCAGCAUCAGCUCAGUCCCCGGCGAGGGGCUGGGCGAGCUGCGCGUCAGCGUCAAGCGCGAGAGGCUGCCCGAUGGCGCGGCGGCGAGGGACAUGGCGGUGGGCAAGGUGCCGGGCCUCGUCUCCAACAAGCUGCACGACGACUACCUCGAGGGCAGCGAGGUGGAGCUGAGCGCGCCGCACGGCGACUUCUACUGGGACGCCAACGAGGUCAGGGCCGGGGCACCCGUGGUGCUGUUGUCGGUGGGCGUGGGGGCGACGCCCGUCAUCGCCAUCCUGCAGACGAUGCUGCGCGACGGCGAACGGCGGCCCAUCAGCUACAUCCACGGCGCGCGGCACGCGAGGUCGGUGCUGUUCCGCGAGGAGCUCAAGGCGGCCAUGGCCAAGCACGACAACGUGCGGCGCGCCGUAGUGGUCAAGACGGUGACGGGCAUGGACCGCGUCGGCCAAGAAUACGACAUGGAGGGCCGCAUGGACCUGGCCAAGGUGGGCGAAGAGCUGCACCUCGACCACCCCGACGCCCAGUACUACUUUUGCGGGCCCGAGGGCUGGAUGCUCGAGACGCAUGCCUGGCUCGUCGAGAGGGGCGUGGCGCCCGAGAGGCUGCACAUGGAGCUGUUUCGGACGGGGACGCUCUGA
Messenger RNA from Purpureocillium takamizusanense, 1257 nucleotides. Its product is annotated as Nitric oxide dioxygenase. The coding region runs from base 1 to 1257 and encodes 418 amino acids. The record is from RefSeq and is a predicted model, not a curated record. Gene Ontology annotation, cellular component: intracellular anatomical structure. Gene Ontology annotation, biological process: cellular response to nitrosative stress; nitric oxide catabolic process. Gene Ontology annotation, molecular function: oxygen binding; heme binding; nitric oxide dioxygenase [NAD(P)H] activity. Lineage: Eukaryota; Fungi; Ascomycota; Sordariomycetes; Hypocreales; Ophiocordycipitaceae. The transcript has a single exon.